Molecule: messenger RNA, 2043 nt
Organism: Pungitius pungitius (ninespine stickleback)
Lineage: Eukaryota; Metazoa; Chordata; Actinopteri; Perciformes; Gasterosteidae
Product: cyclic GMP-AMP synthase-like
Exons: 8
Coding region: 92-1588 (498 amino acids)
Biological process (GO): positive regulation of defense response to virus by host; positive regulation of type I interferon production; paracrine signaling
Cellular component (GO): site of double-strand break; cytosol; nucleus
Molecular function (GO): double-stranded DNA binding; 2',3'-cyclic GMP-AMP synthase activity; chromatin binding
Source: RefSeq, a predicted model, not a curated record
GGAAAUGAAAGUGAAAGGAAAAAUAUUAUAGAGCUCUGAAGGACAAAAGCGACCAUCUCCAACAGAAGCUUCACAAACACAGUCGUGCGUGAUGGACAGAGACAUGAAGGGCAGUCUGAAUGAAGCAAAGCAGUGUAAAAACGAAAUGGGAGGAAAUUCCAGUCCUCCUCGACUCGCACCAGCAAGACAGAGCCAGAAAAGGCAGCAGAAACAAGCUUCAGGUGCAGAGGAGGAAUCCAAAACGGUGGAGGGGCCGGUGUCUGCAGAGCUGAGCAAAAGGAUCAAACAACACGCCGAACACCUUAAGAUUCGUCUGCCGGACCGCCGCUGGGCCGCGGAGAUGGUCAACGAUUUCCGGGACAACCUGUUGAAAUUCCUGAGGCUCAACAGUGAUCCGCCCUUUCAGUCGGCUGAGUUCCUCAACAGCGGCAGCUACUUUGAGAAAGUCAAGAUCCACAGCCCCGACGAGUUUGACAUGAUGCUGAAGCUUCAAGUGGGUCCACGUACCAUCGCGACAGAGCUCGACGACGGCCUCUUCUACCAGAUCCACCUGACCCGGCCCACUCAGGGACCCAUACGGGCCUUCGUUCUGGAGAGCGAGCGCACGCUCUCAUCGAGCAAGAUCCUGAGUGAGAUGUAUUGCCUGGUCCGCAAGUUCCUCAAGACCUACAAAGUGCCCGACAGUGACUUUCUCUGGAUGGUGAACAGGAAGCUGCCUUACUCGCCAGCUGUGACGUUGUCUCUGAGCAGGAAGGACGCCAGAAGUGACGAGUGGAUCUCUGUGGACCUGGUUCCUGCUCUGGAGGUCCAGAGUUGGCCCGUCGCUGUCCGCAGCGGUCCAGAUGUGGACAAAUGGCUGGGGAAAAAGGUUCGCCAAGAAAUGAAAAGUCUGCCGUGCUUCUAUGUCCCGAAGAGGCUUAAAGGACAAAACAGUGAGGAAGCCAAAGAAAGUUGGAGGAUUUCUUUCUCUCACAUUGAGAAAAAACUCAUCAGGAGCCAUGGCAACAAGAAGACCUGCUGUGAGAGCAACGCUACCAAAUGCUGCCGGAAACAGUGCUAUAUGCUCCUCAAGUCUCUGAUUGAAGGCUUGAAGCUGCGUUUCCCAAAAGAACUGGAUCAGCUUUGCUCGUACCACGGGAAGACAGUCUUCCUACACACCAUGUGCAUCAGGUAUGACGAUGCCAUGUGGACCCCCCAGCAGCUCCCCGCCUGCUUCCUGGACCUCCUCAGUGCCAUGGAGGGCCACGCUCGCAUGGGCCUCCUGCCUCACUUCUUCGUGCCCGACUGCAACAUGUUCUCUCCAGCCAGCUUCUCCCGUAAAGCGCUCGCUUUCCUCGUCAGUGCUCUGGAGGAGCAGAGGAGGAAAGGACUGCCCCUGCUGAGUCAUCCGGUGCCUGUCCCACCAAUCAUAACGAUGAAACCUUGUGGAGACACCUCAUAUGAGAGCCGGAAAAAGGCGUCAGCCAUCCCGGAAUCCUCCGUGAGAUCCAUUUGUGAUCCCCAGGAAGGCAUCCUGACCACAUUUCUCCCCCUGGUUGUUAUAGCUUUAGUUGUUGUGCUAGUUCUCAAGUUUGGAUUGCGUGUGUAAAUGAGGUGCAAACGGGUAGCCUAAUGAUGAGCACUAUGCCUUAUUGAUUUUAAUUUGUAUGUGGCUGAAAUAUCAUUUGCUUUGGUGAUAAAGUGUGGGAAAAUAAAAAUCCAUGUUUAGAAAAUGUUUUAAUGGGAGACUUACUUCUUGUCGUUUUUUACCAUUGAGGUAUAAAUUGGUUCCUUUUGUUCCUUAUUGCAGUGUAAGUCCUUUGUUCAUAGUUUUUCUAUGUAUAUUUGGUACCUUUUGUUUAAAUGUGAAGUGUUUGGUUUGGGUUUUUGUAACUCUCCAUUUACUGUCAUCCCAUAUGGAUUAAAUAAAUUAUAUAUUCAUUCCUAAUAAAUUAUAGAGCUUGCUUCAAACUCAGUGUGACCAUCCUUUUGCAUCUGUUCUGUUUUUAAUACAGGAUCAACAUAUGACAAAAGCAUGUACAAUAAAAAGACAAUAAACAAGGC